Molecule: messenger RNA, 575 nt
Organism: Anastrepha ludens (Mexican fruit fly)
Lineage: Eukaryota; Metazoa; Arthropoda; Insecta; Diptera; Tephritidae
Product: bolA-like protein DDB_G0274169
Exons: 3
Coding region: 87-476 (129 amino acids)
Cellular component (GO): mitochondrion
Source: RefSeq, a predicted model, not a curated record
GCCAUACUAUUUGGGCAUUAAUAACGUAAACAGAAACAGCUGAUCAGUAAACCGUUGAAAUAAUACAUUUGGCUUUAGCCACAGUUAUGAAUCUUUUUCGCAGCGUUAGUCUUACAUUGCGUUCCGCUCAGUUGCACAGAAUGUCAGCAACACCACAAACUGCACCAGUAGAGGCGGCUAUACGUGCAGCCCUCACCGAGAACUUUCAACCAGUGCACUUGGAAGUAAUCAACGAAUCCUACAUGCACAACGUACCUCGAGGAUCGGAAACACAUUUUAAGGUGUUGAUAGUAUCUGAAAAGUUCGACGAUCUGCCGCUGAUAAAGCGCCACCGUUUGGUAAAUUCUGUUGUGAAAGAGAAAUUAGCAGGCGAGUUUGUGCAUGCGCUUUCCAUUGAGGCUAAAACACCGAAGCAAUGGGAUCCCAAUUACAUUGUUGACCCCAGCCCCAAUUGCAAGGGCGGUUUUGGGAAAUGAGUAAAAAAUGGAGUUGGUAUAGACUGUUUAAUUAAAUAUACAAUGUAAAAAAAGAAAGAAGAAAAUAUGCAAAUAUAAAAACCAGUGCAUCCUCGCAUC